Drosophila obscura is the source of this 1284-nucleotide messenger RNA. It is a transcript of the gene Oscillin, whose product is annotated as glucosamine-6-phosphate isomerase. Bases 184 to 990 code for a protein of 268 amino acids. Lineage: Eukaryota; Metazoa; Arthropoda; Insecta; Diptera; Drosophilidae. Gene Ontology annotation, molecular function: identical protein binding; glucosamine-6-phosphate deaminase activity. The transcript is spliced from 6 exons. Gene Ontology annotation, biological process: N-acetylglucosamine catabolic process; N-acetylneuraminate catabolic process; D-glucosamine catabolic process. Gene Ontology annotation, cellular component: cytoplasm. The record is from RefSeq and is a predicted model, not a curated record.
UGCAUAAAUUGGCAGCCAAAUUCAAGCGGCAGGCACCAGUAUCGUUUGGACUCCACUCCAAGUACGACACAAGCACCCGCAGAAAUAUUGUAUAUACGUGCAUAUAUAGAUACGCCUCUAUUUGAGCAGUAUAAGUAAUAAAAAAGCAGCUGUUUGCAUUAACGAGCGAUUUGGAGCUAGAAAAUGAGAUUGGUUAUAUUGGAAACGAGCCAAUCGGUUGGCAAGUGGGCGGCCAAGUAUGUGAUGAAGCGCAUCAAUGACUUCCAGCCGGGCCCCAACAGAUACUUUGUACUUGGUCUUCCCACUGGAUCCACUCCGCUGGGCAUGUACAAGGAGCUCAUUGAGUUCCACAAGCAGGGAAAGGUAUCCUUUCAGUAUGUGAAGACCUUCAACAUGGACGAGUAUGUGGGUCUACCCAGAGAUCACCAGGAGAGCUAUCACUUCUUCAUGUGGCACAACUUCUUCAAGCACAUCGACAUUGAACCUCAAAAUGUCCACAUAUUGAAUGGAAAUGCCGCAGAUCUGGUUGCCGAGUGCAACAAGUUCGAGGAUCAGAUCAAGGAGGCCGGCGGCGUUGAGCUGUUUAUUGGUGGCAUUGGUCCUGAUGGUCACAUCGCCUUCAAUGAGCCGGGAUCGUCGCUGGUCUCACGGACGCGUGUGAAGACCUUAGCGCAGGACACGCUGGAGGCGAAUGCCCGCUUCUUCGACAAUGACAUGAGCAAGGUGCCCAAGCAGGCACUCACCGUUGGCGUUGGCACUGUGAUGGACUCCAAGGAGGUGAUGAUUCUCAUUACGGGCGCCCACAAAGCCUUUGCCCUCUACAAGGCCAUCGAGGAGGGCGUCAACCAUAUGUGGACGGUCAGCGCCUUCCAGCAGCAUGCCAACACUCUGAUGAUCUGUGACGAGGAUGCCACGCUGGAGCUGCGUGUCAAGACUGUCAAGUAUUUUAAGGGCAUUCUGCGGGAUAUAGACGAAGGCGCCGCAAUAUAGGAUGGUUACAAAAACUGAGAUAUGAAGCCUUAUGGACGUGCAUUCCAAGUUAAUAGAGCAGCAGAAGACGACGUAACCUUUAAAUGGAUCCUUGAAAGAAGGACCUCUGUGUGGACACGAUCUCCAAGGAAGAUCCAAAAUUUUAUCAACUCGCUUAGUUAGAAAUUUAAGAUGAAAGUAAAAUUUUUUUGUUUGAAAUCUUUUCCCUGCCGUGUAAAUCGUUAUCAGUUAUCUUCAAUCUAUAUGUUUUUUAAUGUAUUCCUAAUUAUUUUUACAAUUUUUGUAACAAAUCAU